UUGUAACAUAGCCCUUAUUUUCAGGGAAACCCCUUUCUUCCAAUUUCAUUUCGGCCCCGCCUCUAUACUAUUAUUCCAUUGCCCCGUCACUCCUCCCUCUCUCUUCCGUCCAUACCCACUCGCCGACGACAACUACUGGCGGCCGGCAAAACGCGAUUCCAGCGGCUUGAUGACCGUUUCCGAUGAACGGCGGCAGAAAAUUGCAUGCCUCUGGGUUGUUUACAUUCGUCUUCCCUGGUCCUCGCCAGUUUCGCUUUCUCAGUCACUCAACCAAUUCUGCGACUUUCUCUCUGCCUCUUUUGCUUUCAACCUCUUUCCUUCGCUACCCUUCCAUUGUUUGCAUUCGAUUUCUCUCUCUCUUGUUUUCAGAAAUUUCGCUGACCUGAUGUUCAUCCACUUUAGAAAAGUAGUGACUCCAUUGAAACCCAAGCUCUCAAAUUCCCUCACCAAGCUUUACUCCCAUCUGCCAUUGAAAUUGAAGCAUUCGCCUCUGCUCAACCUUCCGUCUCAACAUUCUCCAGAAACCCUCACAAGGUCCCAACUCAAGGCUCUAGUUCUCAGCCGUUUCUCCCAGGGCAAGUUCUUCGACCUUUUUCAAAAUGUUGUUGCCUCUCCUUCUGUUCUUCUCACUGCCUCCCAAAACCUCAUCACUUCGCCACUCAGUAAUGCCCCCGAUUCCUUACCCCUUUUCGAUUUGGUCUCCAAUUGCUUUUCGGUCGAGGUCAUGGCUCGGGAGCUCUCCGAAAAUCGUUUCGAUGUUGGAGCUUGCUGUGUUCGGAUGGUAUCAUUGGAAGGGAAAGGUGAGUCUCUUGUCUUACCGAAUUUGAAAUUGAAGGUCUUAAUCGAGGCGAUUAGGAUGGUGUUUGAAAUUGUUUAUGAUGAACGAUUUGUAACGUUCUCUUAUGGUGGGCGUGUCGGUAUGGGGCGACACACUGCGAUUAGAUACCUGAAAAACUCGGUGCAAAACCCUAGCUGGUGGUUUACAGUUGCAUUUCGUCACAAAAAGUUUGAAUCUGUACAUGUAGAUACGUUGUGCUUAUUGAUGGAAGAGAAAAUUAAGGAUGAUAUUUUGAUUAAUAUGUUAAGGAAACUGUUUGAAUUGGAAGCAAUUCAAAUUGAAUUAGGUGCUUGUUAUUUAGGAAGGGGUUUACCUCAGGAAAGUAGUUUGUGUUCUAUCUUGUUUAAUAUAUACUUCAAUGGCUUUGAUAAAGAAAUUCAACAAAUACGUCUCCAAAAAAAUGAAGAAAAUCCUAAGUUCAGUCUGGACGAGAUUGUUUCUUUUCAUAAUCCGGUGAAAAUAUAUGCUGUUAGAUAUCUUGAUGAGAUAUUAGUUAUAACGUCAGGAUCGAAGAUGCUAACAAUGGAGUUGAAAAGUCAAGUGCUAAAGUAUUUAGAAGGGAAUUUAGAAUUAGAAGUGGAUCGAAUGAAUACUGCAAUUCAUAGUGCUGUCUCAGAGAAAAUUAGUUUCUUAGGAAUGGAACUACAGGCAGUAGCACCUUCAGUUCUGCAUCCACCGAUGUCAGAGAAGGCAAUUAGGGCAAGGAAGAAGUACCUUAGACAGAAGGAAGUUAGAGCAAUAGAAUUGAGAAAUGCCCGUGAGAGAAACAGGAAAAAAUUGGGAUUAAAGAUAUUGAGUCACGUGUUCAAGAAAUUGAAGCAAACUAGUGGGUUUAAAUCUGAAUUCCGAAUCGAGAAGGAAGUUAGAGAUAUCUUCAGAAAGUGGGCCAAUGAAGUGGUGCAAGAUUUCUUUCAGUCCUUUGAAGAUCAUGCGGAGUGGCACCGUGAGCUGUCAGCAGGUGAUUUCCUCUCUUUAAAACACAUAAGAAAUCAAUUGCCAGAAGAUCUAGUGAAUGCUUAUGAUAGGUUUCAAGAUCAGAUAGACAAGCACUUGAAUCCUGUAAAGGUUAAAAAGGAAAAGGCUCGGGAGGAUGAAGAGAAAAGAGUGGAGGAAGAAGAACUAUAUGCUAAAAGAACAGUUGAGGACUUAACAAGGCUAUGCAUCAAAGUCGAUGCUCCUAUAGAGCUUGUUAGGAAGGCAGUCAAGAUGGUUGGGUUUACAAAUAAAAUGGGUCGUCCUCGGCCAAUCAGCUCGCUCAUUGCUCUUGAAGACACUGAUAUUAUCAAGUGGUAUUCCGGUGUAGGAAGACGGUGGUUAGACUUCUUUAGCUGUUGUCAUAACUAUAAGAUGGUCAAAACUGUUGUAACUUACCACUUAAGGUUUUCUUGUAUUUUGACAUUGGCAGAAAAGCAUGAAUCAACCAAACGGGAAGCCAUGAAACAUUACAGUAAGGAUUUGAAAGUCUAUGAUCUGAAUGGCAAUGAAGAAAUGCACUUCCCAACAGAAAGAGAAGUUAAGAUGUUGGGAGAAAGAAAUCUUGUAGACCCAUACCCUGUGGAUGGGGCUUUAUCUUUGCUUCUGAUUAGGUUAGCCACUGAUGAAGCUUCAUAUCCUUGUAUUGCUCAUUUUUGCAAUAGAACAGACUCUGUUUUAUAUCGUGUCCGAUUACUGCAAAGGACUCUGAAUGUCAAUCCAUUGAAUGGAGUGGAAUGGGUUAAAGGGUUGGGAGUGAUUCAUGAAAGUUUAAAUCAGAGAUGCCUCCCUCUCUGUGCUGAUCACAUUAGUGAUUUAUACAUGGGGAAAAUCAACCUUCAAGACUUGGACUGCACCUUAUCAUUGGAUAUGGACUGAAUGUAAUUCAUUUUACUUCUGAAAUUCCUUUCAUCCUCCAUGUUGAGAAGAUGGUACUAAUACAUCUUAGCCACCCCUCCUUUGUGUGGCUAUCCGGGUUGUAUACAAAUUAUUCAAUUCUAUGAAUGUUGGUGAGCCGAUGCCCAAAUCAAGGAAGCAAAAGGGGGUGUGAACAGACUCUCUUAAAGAGAAAGCAGGUGAUAGAGAGGUUUUAAGAGAAAAAGUUCCUACAUGAGCCUGCAUUAUUCUCCCUUAUUUUGUAGGAAGUUAGCCCAUUAAAAGAAUGAACAUGACAAGAUAACAUGGUUCACUCUUCUGGAAACCACUUGACAGAGACAGGGUGUACAAGCUCAUCUCAUGGAAAAUUUGUUAGUUUCAGGCAGCAUAGCUCCGGGAAGAUCUUUCUUAUAUUGUAUUCCCUAUAAUCUUUCUCUGCGGCCUUUUCUUCAUUCUGCUGUAGAUUCAAAUUUAUUAGUGUGUGCAGUAUAAAUCAGUGUAUUAGGAGAUGCAGAGGUUAAUACAUUUGGCACAAGUGAUUGCUUUGCAGUUGAGCUAUAUCCUUUGGUCCUUGAGGUUUAGAGUCAGUGUCUUUAUGGUUCUUGAAGUUUCAGAAGAUGUUUUUGUCUUUGAAGUUCAGAAAAAUGUUCAAAAUGGUCCUAGAGUUGAUUGUUAGAGAAGAUGGUGUGGCAGUACAGGAUCGAUUGAUGUGGCAUUUUUAUAAGUUGGCAUUCCACUUCUUCUCCCUCUCCUCUCACUUCCCUCGUCUCUCUUCAUUCACCUUGUAAUCUUCGGGCAACAAGACACACUGCCUUCAUAAUGUUGCUGUCGCGUGGUUGAAAUUUAAGAGGUGCCUAAUAUGCGGAAGGAUUGACUACAAGGGAUAGCCUUUGUAAGGAUUGACUACAAGGGAUACUCUUUGGAAGGAUUGAUUACAAGGGAUAGCCUUAGGAACUCAAACGAAAAGGAGGAAGUUAAAAGAUAAACCAAUUCUAGAGUUGAUUUUUCUUUCUGCCAGUAUACUCGACAAUCAAGAGCUUUUUACUCAACUCUUCUCUGGGAGGUUCAGUUUACAAGAUCGGUGUGGAAUUGUUUCUUUCAUGAGUUUGAUUGUGUUUGCUCGCCAGAGGGAUAUUCGUUUGAUGAUCGGGGAGUUCCUUCCCCAUCCGCCUUUCAAAGAGGCUGUUUUUUGUGGUUCAUGAGAGGUGUGUGUGUGUGGUUUUUUUUUUUUUGGAAAAGAAAACACCACUUUUUAUUGAUCAAAUGAAAAGAGACUAAUACUCGAAUUACAUGAAACUACUAAAAGAAAGAAUAGAGAUCAACAAAUGCACCUGACUAUCUCAACUAGGUUGAUACACCCAUAGAAUCUUCAUCAUACCCCAAAACGAACAUUUCGAAUAAAAUAGAAAACCAUGUGUUUAAAAAUACCAUUACAUGGAAGGAAUGAAAGCAUUCCAAUUAAGAUUAUCUUGAAUAGAAUAAUCCAAAAAAUUCUUGAAAAGUGAACACCAAGAAGAAGUUUUAACUCUUGCAAUCUCAUAACGGUUAAACCAUUGAAAAACUCGUGGGAGGUGUGCUUUUGUGGGAUCUUUGGGGGAGAAGAACAAUGGUGUUUCGAGGUGUCAAUAGGGACCUUUGUGAGGUUUGUCCUUAGUGAGGUUCCAUGCUUCUCUUUGGGCUUUGGUUUCGAAGACUUUUGGUAAUUAUUCACUUGGACAAUAUCUUACUUAGUUGGAAAUCCUUUCUCUAGUGGGGUUUUUUUGUGGGCUUGGUUUUUUUUUGUAUGCCCUUGUGUUCUUUCAUUUUUUUUCAAUGAAAGUAGUUGCCACCAACACGAAUGAUGAUGGCCCUUCAAAGAGAACUCUCCAACACUAAAGCUAGCCGUUUGUGACUUCUAUGUCCAACAAUUUGGUAUGCUUUCGAUGACUUGCGUUCAACCUUUUCUGAGUGCCUGUAUUCUGCAUUGCCUUGGUUUUCAAAUGUUCAUAUGUAGUAUUGGUCUCAUGAAAGCAGCUAUAAUUUAAAUUUGGUGUAGUUUGGUAAAUGAGUAUCCCUAGAGAAUACUGUGACGGUUUUGACCGCCCCCAUCUUCUCGAGGGGCUGAGAAAAGUAAUUGUCCAUAGUGGCAUUGCCUUGGAAGAUUCACUGUGGGAUAGAUAUCAUUCUUGUUGGUUAAGAUUUUAUUAGCAAAAAUUUUUAUCUCCAGAUUGGUAGGAAUUCAUUGUAAUAAUCUUAUCAGUCUCAGCUUGAAUGAUUUAA
Messenger RNA from Benincasa hispida (wax gourd), 4945 nucleotides. Its product is annotated as RNA-directed DNA polymerase (reverse transcriptase). The record is from RefSeq and is a predicted model, not a curated record. Gene Ontology annotation, biological process: mitochondrial mRNA processing; homing of group II introns. Gene Ontology annotation, cellular component: mitochondrion. Gene Ontology annotation, molecular function: RNA-directed DNA polymerase activity. NCBI's taxonomy places the organism in Eukaryota, Viridiplantae, Streptophyta, Magnoliopsida, Cucurbitales, Cucurbitaceae.